AUGCUGCUGCAGACAUGGCUGAUUGUUUUCGGCGUUUAUUUGGUGAUAUUGUACAUGGUGGAGGCGUUUUGCCUCUAUUUGAUGUUGAAUGUGGUCCGAUGGAAUGGGAGAAUCACUGUCGAAGAUAUGGUAGGGACUUGAAAUUUAAUUAGCUUUUAAUUUUUUUACGAGAAAACUUUAGAAAAAUUGAGAAAAAUCGAAAAAUUAUAUUGUUUUAGUCAUCAGAUAAUAUAAGGUGAUAUCUCAGCAGCCGACGUUCCGAUUUUUGUCAAGUUUUCCCUAAACACUCUCAAUAGGCAAUAAAUUAAUCUAUGAAAAUUUCAGUUCUCAAUUUGCAAAGAGAGCUGAGAUAUUCAACGAUCAUUUUAGCGAGAGAGCACGCGAAAUGGGGAGGGUCGGUCAGACAGAAACUGUUUUUUGGCUAUAACUCCCUGGAUUUUGCUCGGAAAAAGUUAUUUUUUUGUAGAAAUGAUAUACUGUUGGUUAGUAACAUGCUGUUAUUUUUCUCAGCCAAAAAUCAGCGAAAAAAUAUUUUUUUUUAUUUUUUUUCACCAGAAAUCCCAAUAAUUUCCGUAAAACCCAAGCUUAUGUUCUCAAAAAAGUCUUAAUAAAUUCUAAUCUAAAUCUGUCACAAGUUUCAUCAAAAUCCAAGGCGAUUUUUUACUAAAAAUGUUAAUUUCAAAUAUUUCAGCUCUCUCCGGACGAGAUGGUAAAUUCAAACCGCGGUGAUGUCUAUAUAACUUCGAAAAACUUAUCAUCUUUCCUCUGGAUGUGUGCUACCAUGAUUUUGGCGUUUUUCAACUCACUACUUGGAUUGGUCACUCUAAAAACACUGUUUCGGCCGAUGGCAAGGUUUCGAAGUAAGUUGUUUUUUUCAAAGCGAAAUUUCUCGAACACCCGAAGUGAUAUUUUCUUCAAAUUUGGAGUGAAUAGUACAUCUAAGGCGGGUAGUAACUACUGAAAAUUUUGGCUUAAAAUUAGCAGGGGGAGCUGAGAUAUUGAACGAUUUUUGUGAACAAGAGAGUACGGAAAAUGCGGAGUGCGGCCAGAGAAAACCGUUUCUUUGGCGGUGCCGUUGGGAAUUGGUCGUUUUAAAAAUAGAUUUUUUGAAGGAAAAUAGUGCUGUGGAUUAUGAAUGAUAUCAGUUUUUCAUUUUGAAAAUUCAAAAAAAAAAAAAAAUUUUCGAGAUUUUUUGAUCUAAAAAUAAAAAAAAUAAUAAAAUUUCUGCCAUGUUUUAGAAAAUUUCACACUUAAUUUUUCCUAAAUUUCAUCAAAAUUUGAAAAAAAAAUGUUCUUUAGGUAUGUUAUGGAUAACUGUUCCAAUCUCUUUUAUUCCCCUUUUCCCCCUACAUUUGCUGGAUCAAGACCUCUUCGAAUGGAUAAAUGUGAUCGUUACGGUAUUUGUCGCAUCUUCGACUAUGCUGACAAUUUCUUUGGCCAUCUUUGUUGGCCUAAUUGAGAAGGAAUUUCAUGAAAAAACGACAAAAAAGGUGAAUUUUUUGAUAAAAUUUAAAAAUUUUUUGAUUUUUUUCAGGACUGGAGCUUCUGGAACGUGCUGUUUGACACCUAG
Molecule: messenger RNA, 1570 nt
Organism: Bursaphelenchus xylophilus (pine wood nematode)
Lineage: Eukaryota; Metazoa; Nematoda; Chromadorea; Rhabditida; Aphelenchoididae
Source: the annotation of a GenBank genome assembly